AGGUUGGUAGAACUGGCUGAGAAGACGUUAGGAGCGGAUUGUAGAACCUCCUGGAUAACUUGUUUGUUGACUUGGUUGUGAUGUUGUUUACGAGUCGUCGAGUCGGCUCCCGGCUUUUUCUUCCGUGUUGAUCCCGAGGUGAAAGUCUCUCCGCACUGCCAGGGAAGGGCGAUGGCUCCGAUGCCGCGCCACAGCCGGCUCUGCUGCGUGUUCGGCUGUGACUCCCAGCGCGCGACCCUCGGUCAAGCAGACUUCUUCACGCUGCCGAAGCGGAAGGAGGCGGCUUUCGCCCGAUGGAUCCGGGCCGUGAAGCUGCCCGGGCGGAUCGCCACCGACAUGGCCGUCUGCGCCCGCCACUUCAGACAGGAAGACUUCGAAUCCGACGAGGGUGGCCGGAAGAAACUGAAAGUCGAUGCGAUACCUUCUCUCCGUCUACCCCUUGUCUGGAGGAACAAGUUUUAUCCCAGGGAUUAUGGGAGGUUGGUGAAAUUGUUGGAGUUUCGGGGUAUCGGCAGACUGAGGCUGUGCUAUGAAGCAAAGCUGGGGAGACGAUUGUGGAGAAACAGCAUAAAACCCUAUUCUAUAAACAAUCGAAAUUUGCCUCAAUCAAUGCAUAAGGAAAGUUCUAAAAAAUCGAGCGGUGCGCACGACAUGUCUGCUCCUGUUAUUCGGGUCGCAUCAACAUUUUCACUCUCACCAAAUGACAAUUCAUUCAACAAUAACCAAUUAAAAGAUGGUGGUGUAAUUUUAACGUCUGAAAUUAUGAUAAAAGAAGAGCCAAUUUUUUUGGAGGAGAGAGAAGAGACCGUGGAAGAGAUGUUGGCGAGGAUGAAUGAGGAUUCUAAUGAGGCAGAGGCUCUCGUUGACAAAGAUGCAAAUGAUGGGGAAAUAAACAUUGAAGGAGUAGGAAGUGAAGGAUCUUUAUGUUAUAUAUGUGGUGAUGAAGAUUGCAAUCGUCAUGACAGAGAAGGAGACAAGUUUUCAUGUGAUAUUUGUGGAAAAUCAUUUUUCAAGUCGCUUCGGCAGCUCAGCGCUCACAAAUUGUGCCAUUCGGAAUACCACAAAAAAGGAUUAGCUAAAAAAAAGGAGAUCAAGAAGGUGGACAGGUUGAAAACCCUGACGAAAAAUGACGAAAAUCCUGAACAACACGUGUGUAUGUUGUGCGACAAAACUUUUAAAACUAAAGUAAAUCUCAUCCAGCACGUCAACAGUCAUACUAUAACGAACAGUUUUCGGUGUCGUAUAUGUAAGGAGUGUUUCGAGUCGUUGGAAGAGUUGGACAAGCACGCAAGGAACCACAAAGUGUUAAAAAGAGAGUAUAAGUGUCGGGAGUGUGGACAGAAAUUCCGUAGUAAAGCUGCAUGUUGGGAGCAUCUCAACAGUCACAUGAGGGCGAGGAGUAAACCUGGGCUUCCGUGUGACAUCUGUGGACGUGUUCUAUCGACUAAAGCGACGUUGAAGGAACACAUGUUUAUACAUUCAGGUGAAAAACCAUUCGAGUGUCAACUCUGUGGAAGAAAAAUAAGGCACAGGGCUAAUUUUAUCAAUCAUGUACAAGGUCAUAGUCUAGGACAGCCUCACAUAUGCAUGACCUGCGGCAUGGGAUUUCCAAGAAAAGCAGAACUGAAUUCGCAUGUGUCGGCUGAACAUCCGGAGGAUAGGCCUUUCCACUGUAUUAUAUGCGGAAUGAGGUUUCGGACAGAAGCAAGGUUUCACAAACAUGCCGUCUCCCAUGAUGCCUACCUUGAAGAAUAAAGACUAUAACACUUU
Messenger RNA from Cimex lectularius (bed bug), 1770 nucleotides. RefSeq names its product zinc finger protein 311-like. NCBI's taxonomy places the organism in Eukaryota, Metazoa, Arthropoda, Insecta, Hemiptera, Cimicidae. Bases 172 to 1755 code for a protein of 527 amino acids. Gene Ontology annotation, molecular function: RNA polymerase II transcription regulatory region sequence-specific DNA binding; DNA-binding transcription factor activity, RNA polymerase II-specific. The record is from RefSeq and is a predicted model, not a curated record. Gene Ontology annotation, biological process: regulation of transcription by RNA polymerase II. The transcript has 7 exons. Gene Ontology annotation, cellular component: nucleus.